UCUGAUCCCUCGAUAGCAACUUAUCGGCAGUCGAUUGUUUUUUGAGCGCUCUUAAACCAGAAUUUGCAAAUUGCAAGUGUUUUUCAAUAAACGCCUCGCGAAUUCCCGCGCGACUUGCUCCAGGAUGGCAGAUGUACGCUUGAUUGUGAGUGGGUCACCAGCAGUACACCUGGAACCGGAUAUUAUUUACCGUAUUGGUCGAAAAAAGGGUUUGGAAAUCAGCAUUGCCGAUGAGUCAAUGGAGUUGGCCCAUGCAACCGCCUGCAUCCUCCGGCGCGGAGUUGUGCGUCUGGCCGCCCUGGUGGGCCGGAUCUUCGUCAACGGCCAAGAGAAGACUGUAGUAGACAUCGGCCAGGAGGAUGCCUUCGCUGGCAAGGUGAAACUGCGGUUCGGAAAUGUGGAGGCCCGGCUGGAAAUCGGAGAGGAGAACGAUGAGGCCCACGACAGCAGCGGAUUCGGUGAGUGCCUCAAGGACCGGUCAAUCAACAUUACCACGGACAGUUGUGAUAUACCAGAAACCCAGCCUCCGUCAGCGAACACGACUAUUAACACCACGGGUGACAGUUUCUUUGUACCUGAGACCCAGGCGGUUGCCGUUCAGAGGCCGUCGACCGUUAAAAAAGUGUCGCUGGGCGAUGACUUUGUAAUACCAGAAACGCAGGAUCUGCUAACAGCCCUACCGCCAGCACAGCCUGAUGCACCUGUGAUUAACCAAGAGUUAAUGCUGGACAGCGAUGCUGAUUCAUCCGAAGGCAGCCUGAUCCGCAUGUGCACCCAGGACUACAACGAAGAUGCCAUCGAUGAUUUUGACUCGUCACAAAUUCUGUGCGAUGUGCUGCCUCCUCUACCGCCACCUAAACCUAAAGAAACUCCAGAAGAAAACAAAAAACAAGAUGUAUUGGACGCCACUGACUUAGAAAUGAGCGCCCUAAACUGGUCAGCCAGCAACUCCAAAUUCUGUGCUCUAAGUAGCACCAAAGCGGAAAAAGUCCCGCCGCGUAGCGAUGCUUGCAUUACUCCCGAUCUAACCGCUCCCUCCGAUAAUCUGCAGAUCUGCACGCCAGAUCUGUUGGAUUUGAUCAUGGACGGAGGUGCGCGUGCAGGAUCUAGUAGUCCAGAUCUGUUUAUUCGUCCUGCAAAUAAAACAAAUACCACCACACCGCAGUUUGGCGGAAUCAAACAGCUGGUUGUGGCCACCAUUGAAACGCCAACCGCAACGCCCGACAAAGAGGAUGCAGCCAGCAGUCAGGAUAUCAAUCAGGAUAUGAUUGCCACUCAACGAUUUCCCGGGAAUAAAUUGUUGGAAAGUGACGUAGAAGAUGAUGAUUUACCAAAUCAAGAUUUCGUGCCCACCCAGGCGUUUAAUUUAGGACGUCCGCAACCAAGUGAAGGUCCUAAAUCAUCGGAAGAUGAUGAACCCAACCAAGAUUUUAUAGCCACUCAGGCGUUCAACUUGGGUCGCCCACAAACUGUAGGCUCUUCAGAGCCAGGCAAUGAGUCCUGUAACCAAGAUUUCAUAGCCACUCAAGUUUUCCCCAGUAACAACUCUCGGUGCCAGGACUUCGUAGCCACACAACCUUUUCAUUUGGUCAAGCAAGCAUCUUUAAAUGAAGGAAACAAAGAAAAUAUUUCACGCAAGCCCAAUACCAAAAAAACUUCAGGCUCAAAGUUCUUUGAAGAACCUUGUGAUGAGAUAGAUGCUGUGCUUAAAGAAAUGAUUUCAGGAACGAUAGCGACUUCACCUGUAAAUCCUAACGAAGAGCCAAUAAAAUUCUUUGAGCCAUGUGUGGUUAAGGAUAAGAAUCACUACCAAAAGAUUUGCCAGAUUGAGGGAGUUUUUAGUGAUCUAAGCAACAAAGCUCGUUGGCGAAAUGAUGCAACUAGCGAUGGCAGCCGCAAACGCAUAGCCAGGUCGGAAUCUCCUCCAGCAACCCCAAGCCGAAAAAAUCAAAGAUUGGAGAGUAAAUUGAGAAAACGCCGAGCAACUUCAGUAGAUAAAAACUCAGAACCUCUAAGCAAAUCUCUUUGCAUUGAACUUGAGGUAAACCCGAUUCCGGAAGAGCAAGAAAAGAUCGAUAAAAAAGACUCCGCUUUCAAGGUGGAAGUCAACCAAUGGCAAUCUCGAAGAGAUCGCAUCAAUAAAAGAGUUGACGCUCCAGGAAAACCACUAGAGGAGGACAAAGUUAAAGCUGAGGUUGAGAACACACCUAAAAAAGAGUUAUCUAUCAAAAAAGAAACGAAAACCCGACGUAAAAAACUCAAGAACACGGAUACAAGUAAGGACGAAACAGCAAAGGAUGUGCCAAUAUCGAGAACCAGACGAAAAACUAGCGUUGAUAUUGAGAUGCUUCCUGAGAAAGAAAAAGAGACCAAUUCUGCGAAAACAACUAAAGCGGACGAUUCCAAAAAUAGUUCCCAAGCAUCGCCUAAAACAUCACGAAAAACAAGCGGUGAGACCCCUAAUGCAGAUAAAGCAGUAAAAUCAAAAAAAGAAAGAAAGUCGAACAUUGCGGAGAUCAGCAAAGAGAAACCAAUCAAGGAUAUCCCCAAAGGAAUUAUUAGAACCCGGCGUCAAACUACAGAGGAAGAGGCUAAAAAAGCAAGCAUGACCGAAAAAAGUAGGUCAAAAGAAUCCAAGACUAACGACGACGAAGCUGAAACAGCUAGAGAGGUACAACCCUCGAAGUCGGUUGAGGCAAAGAAGCCUAGGCGCGCUGUAACUAAAAAGGGAGACACAUCUAAGGAUGUGUCGAAAGCUGAGACGCCUAAUACUGAAAAACUUGUCAAACCAGGGAAAAAGACUAAGAAGGAUGAGGAGACAAGUAAAGCUGACACAUCCAAAGAUACGAUGAAGCCAAUUACCAGAAAUACGCGCAAAGCUAGUGAAGAGAAAGCUGAGGUUGCUAAUCCAAAGAUCCCUGUUAAAUCAGAAAAGGGAAAAAGAACAAUCGUUGAGGCAAGUAAGACGGAUUCAUCCAAGAAUGAGCCCAAAACAACUACCAGAACAAGGCGCAAAACUCUCGUUGACGAUCCUGAGACACUUAAUGUUGAGAACCCAAUAGUAAGCGUGCCAUUAAAACGUGCGGUUGUGCGUUUAUCCAGAACUAGUGUUGACCAAACCACUGCCCAACCACAUUCUUCAACGCCGUCUGUUGAAAAGGUUUCAUCCAGCACCGCCGCUGGCAAAAGGCCCAAAAAAGGAGCAGCUAUUGAAGAGCUAUCCAGUAGUUCGAUUAAUACAAAGAAGGCUAGAAUUUCUGCUGAUGAGGAGAAUUCUAUAAACAGAUUAGGAGCCACCACUACAAGAUUAAGUCAGCCCGACCCGGAUCCCCUGAAAGCCUUCAAUCAAUAUGUAAGAAAGGCCAAGGCGGACGGAAAAAUUAAGAUAGCAUUCACGAUGUGCAAUCGUCCGGCGUUGGAAUCCGUCUUGAAGGCCCUGAAGCAUGUGGUUGAGACCACCGAAGAUCCUUUGCAGUGCGACCUCCUCAUCAUGGACAAAGGGGAGCGCACCUACAAGUUCCUCACGGCCAUAGCUUCCAACAAGCCCGUUCUCUCCACAAAUUGGUUGCAUUCCGUAAAAAAGAACAGAAGCAUCGACAUAAAGGCAGAUCAUCUGUUUAAUGAUGAUAAGUUCAAGGAGGUGUAUAAGUUUAAACCACUAUCUGUAAUGGAGCACUCUCGUGUGUUGAGUGGUUUGCACUUCAUGCUUGGCGAAGACAUCAUACCCAAGCCAAACGAAAUGAAAGUCAUCAUUCAAAGCGCCGGCGGGAAGGUGCACAUCCAGCCGCCUUCACUGGCCGUCAGUGUCGAUCUUUAUGUGGUUACCACAAGCAAGGACACGAAAUUCAAGCGGCGCCUGAACAACUACGAGAAAGUGCAUUUCAUUAAGACCGAAGGCGUCAUGCAGGCUCUCGUCCAACACAACACGGAACUCCUGGACGAGCACAAGCUCAAACUUUAAGGGCCACGAUUUGUAUUAUAUUUAAUUUUUUUGAUACGUGUUUUUUGUUUCUCAAUCUUCUACAGCCACUUUCAAUGCUGUUCUGUUUAACUAAGCGAAGUACAUCACAUUACCACAAGGAACGUUUAGAUGGAGCUUUAAAUUUAAGUAUUUGUAUUAUAUUUAGUUUUUGUUUCAUGUUUUCUACGGGUUAACUCAGAUUCGGCCAUACAAAUUUAGUUGUACAAAUUGUUGCAUUUCCAUGGCUUGUCAAAUAAAUCCUUACGAUUGUCCUACUGCCUAUUACUA
Messenger RNA from Drosophila ficusphila, 4249 nucleotides. RefSeq lists its product as uncharacterized. NCBI's taxonomy places the organism in Eukaryota, Metazoa, Arthropoda, Insecta, Diptera, Drosophilidae. The record is from RefSeq and is a predicted model, not a curated record. The coding region runs from base 125 to 3961 and encodes 1278 amino acids. The transcript is spliced from 12 exons.